Messenger RNA from Anastrepha ludens (Mexican fruit fly), 1154 nucleotides. It is a transcript of the gene eIF1, whose product is annotated as eukaryotic translation initiation factor eIF1. The record is from RefSeq and is a predicted model, not a curated record. Gene Ontology annotation, biological process: translational initiation. Lineage: Eukaryota; Metazoa; Arthropoda; Insecta; Diptera; Tephritidae. Gene Ontology annotation, cellular component: eukaryotic 43S preinitiation complex. Gene Ontology annotation, molecular function: translation initiation factor activity; RNA binding; ribosomal small subunit binding. The coding region runs from base 172 to 504 and encodes 110 amino acids. The transcript has 3 exons.
GCGUUUCAUUGCCUGCUUAAUCAUUCAGAUUUACCAGAGAAAUUAUUUGGAGCGUUUCGAAACGUCGCACGUUUACUAGAAAUACAAGUGAAAAUUUUCAGUAAUUCAACGCAAUAAAGACAUAAUUGCGAACGGUUUUUAUUUUCAGCUGUGGUUGCUUUUUAUUAUCGUAUGUCCAUCCAGAAUUUAAAUACAUUUGACCCCUUUGCUGAUGCAAUCAAGGGUGCUGAUGAUGAUGUUCAAGACGGUCUUGUACACAUAAGAAUUCAGCAGAGAAAUGGUCGAAAGACAUUAACAACUGUGCAAGGAUUAUCUUCGGAAUAUGAUUUAAAGAAAAUUGUUCGGUCAUGUAAAAAGGAGUUCGCCUGCAAUGGCACAGUAAUUGAACACCCCGAAUACGGAGAGGUACUACAGCUCCAGGGCGACCAACGUGAAAACAUCUGCCAAUGGUUGACAAAAGCUGGCCUAGCGAAACCUGAUCAGUUGAAAGUUCACGGAUUUUAAGUCAAACGACGAAAAUCAGCAAUUUAAAUCAUCCAACAAAGUCAACAAGCAAUUAACAGAAAGUGAGAGCAACAAACAAGUAGAAGAAUUGUCGAGUCAUUUGUCAUCAAAACAGUAAUAAGAAUAGUUAUAAUUGUGUUUGUUCAGUGCAAAAAUACUUAUAAGUGUCUUUUAUUACAAUUAUAACUGAUUGUGUUUUAAACAUCCAGACACCUGGGACAUCUUUUGGUUGAAAAUAAUAAUUUCACCGCAUAAAAACGAACAACUAUAUGAAACGGUUAUCUGCUAAAAUACAACUCGUAAAAAAUAUUCCCCUUUUUUACAUGCUAAUGCCUAUGGAAUAACAGAAUGAUUAGUUAAUUAAAUUCACUCUACUUCCAACCUACAUAGUUAUUUUCCCCACAAAACAUAUUUUUUAAUUAAUUAAAAAUACCAAUAAUAAAAUGUUGAAAUUAGAAUAUAACAGCAAAUCUAAUGUAUGUAGUCAAAAUAACGCUGGUAGUCUAAUUUGGAAAAUAAAUUGGCGAAGGGGGAAACGAAUACUCCUUUAUCAACAGCAAUGCACUCAUUACAGAAUUAAGGAAGAAGACUAUUAUUAAUUUUGCAAAUACAUAAUUAACAUGAAGAAUUGAAUAAAUAAUUUAAAACAA